GACCGAGGCACGGUCGUUGCUGCCCGUUGAAGGCGAGAAAAUGUCGGAGAGAAAAGUUUUAAAUAAAUACUACCCGCCGGAUUUUGAUCCGUCGAAAAUCCCAAAGCUCAAGCUUCCCAAGGACCGCCAGUAUGUCGUGCGGCUGAUGGCCCCUUUCAACAUGAGAUGUAAGACCUGUGGCGAGUACAUUUAUAAAGGCAAGAAGUUUAAUGCUCGGAAGGAGACGGUACAGAAUGAAAUGUAUCUGGGGCUCCCCAUCUUCCGCUUCUAUAUCAAGUGCACCCGCUGCCUAGCAGAAAUCACUUUCAAGACAGACCCUGAAAACACAGACUACACCAUGGAGCAUGGAGCCACGCGCAACUUCCAAGCAGAGAAGCUCCUGGAGGAGGAGGAGAAGAGGAUACAGAAGGAGAGAGAGGACGAAGAGCUGAACAAUCCAAUGAAGGUGUUGGAGAAUCGGACCAAGGACUCAAAGCUGGAGAUGGAGGUGCUUGAGAACCUGCAGGAGCUAAAGGAGCUCAAUCAGCGUCAGGCCAAUGUGGACUUUGAGUCGAUGCUGCAGCAGUACCGGGUGACUGAGGAGGAGAAGCAGCAGCUUGAACAGGAAGAGGACGAGAAGGAAAUAGAAGCCAUGAUGGAGCAAGCUAAGAGGCGGCAUCUGAUCGAGGACUCUGACUCUGACGAAGAACGUGCCCCGGCAAAAACCAGGCCCCCAACGAGACCAAACCCCACUGCCAUCCUGCACGAGAAUCUGGGCGUGCCAAACAAGAAGCAGAAGACGGAAAGUUGGGAGCGUAGCGUGGGCAAGCUCAGCAGCAAAGCUCAGCUGACAGGGCUGGUAAUGGGAAAGAAACCAAGAGAGCCAAGCCAACUGGCCCUAUCAUCUCCUGGCCCUGGAGCAAUUAGCCAGAGCUCAGAGGAAGCUAGUGUAGCCCGUCCGCCCUCCGGCACCUCCUCUCUCAGCCUGCUGGAGGCCUACUCAGACAGCGACGACAGCAACAGCAGUUGAGACCCAGAGCCCGGCGUUCAUUUCUCAUCAGCUCAGCGCGGCAACCAGGGCGGCCACGCCACCCGGACGUUUUGGGGCCUGCUCCCGCUUCCGACCGAUCGUUUGGGAUAGAGAGCAAGCUCCGGAACUGUGGGUUUCCCACCAACCAGACUCCAGCUGCUGUCUUGUCAGCAGUCAGUCAGCAGGGGUGGGGGGCUUCUUCCCUUCUCUCCUCCUCCUCGUCCUCCCUGCUAUCCGCUUGUGAUCUGAAAGUAGCGACGACGUGAAGCGCCGAUUUCACCCACCUUGCCUAAAAACGUAAGGGCAGAAAGCUUCCGACGCUCAAGAGCAUUUCGUCUUUCCGUUUCUGCACACGCUGAGUUUUAUCUUAAAACGAAAGGGUUUUUCAAUCUGGUCAAACUAUGGCAUUUGCCACCCAACCUGAAUUGUAAAGGGAGUAAUUGGGCUGUGUUUUACAGAACAGAAUAAACUCAAUCGAGA
This is a messenger RNA of Tachyglossus aculeatus (Australian echidna), 1489 nucleotides long. RefSeq names its product YJU2 splicing factor homolog (gene YJU2). Bases 41 to 1009 code for a protein of 322 amino acids. Gene Ontology annotation, biological process: mRNA splicing, via spliceosome. Gene Ontology annotation, cellular component: U2-type catalytic step 1 spliceosome. The transcript has 8 exons. The record is from RefSeq and is a predicted model, not a curated record. NCBI's taxonomy places the organism in Eukaryota, Metazoa, Chordata, Mammalia, Monotremata, Tachyglossidae.